Messenger RNA from Nilaparvata lugens (brown planthopper), 2890 nucleotides. RefSeq names its product centrosomal protein of 135 kDa. The record is from RefSeq and is a predicted model, not a curated record. Lineage: Eukaryota; Metazoa; Arthropoda; Insecta; Hemiptera; Delphacidae. Bases 521 to 1357 code for a protein of 278 amino acids. The transcript is spliced from 12 exons.
CGUCUGUUGGAUUUGUUUUGCCCUGAUUCAAAGUUUUGGUUUGGGGUUGGGGUUGCGUGUUUCCAAAGUGUUUAUCAUAACAAACACGCUAUAGUUUACAGGUUUACACCCAGCUAAGUUUCAUAUCAUCAGUAAGAUUGUGGAACAUCUAUUUUUAACAAAACUUAAGGUGUGCUCAUCACGAAUCUACGGGAAGUUCGUUGUUUUCCACGAACAGUAGGCACGGUUUAAAUUUAACAAUUCCCACAUUUAAAAGUUUUUGAACAUUAGUUUAAUCAGUGUAGGAUUAACAAUGAUAAGCUUAGUUGUGCUUGAUUGAGGCUCAACCUUCCACAGAGCUUUAUAGGCUAAAGUCUCCGGAGUAAAAUAUAGGUUAUUAUUGUUGCUGUAGCUUAUAGCUUAGUAGUGCGGUUCUCCUUCUCUAUGAAGUUUCCAGUUCUAGUAGAGAGUGCUAUGCUGCUAUAAUAAAUACGACAUGUUUUAAAACUAAAGAUAACAUUAGUUUUUAUCAAUCUGCACCAUGGGUUUGACAGAACAGCGCUACAAAAUUCUGCGAUCUAAGCUAGAUGAUCUAGGUUACCGGCAACCUCUAGCUUUAGAAUCUUUACUGCUUGUUGAGCAUAUUUUCUCCGACCUUAUCCACACCAAGGAGGAAUUGGAUCAUUAUAAGAAUCUCCACCUUCAAAAUCAAGAGAGAUAUGGCAACACCCGCUCAGGAAUUGAACCUUUGAAACAAGAAAACGAGAAAUUGGUACAUGAGUGUAAGAGACUGCGGCAAGCUUUGAGCGAGGAACAGGAUGUCAACGAAAAGCUUUUCAAAGAUUUGAAACAGCGUAUCCGUGCUCUAGAAAGCAACAAUUCAGACUUGGAGUUUGUCUGCUCCCAACAUUUAGAGAGAAUAGAUGAACUGAGUCAUCAAUUAGCUGAAAAAGGACAGAAGAUCUUGCUGCUAAAGGGUAUCGGCAAGCCUACCUCCUCCUAUAAUAAGCUAUCAGUGCCAAAAACACAUCCCAAGAAACCUGCAUCAGGUGUCAGACAGGAAAGACGAUCUCCCGUCAAGUCGACAUCAACUGUGACGUCAUUGACCCAUCAUCCUGGUAGUAUUGUGACGUCAUUGACGCAUCAUCCUACAUCCGUUGUGACGUCAUUAUCGCAUCAGCCUACAUCAGGUGUUACGUCAGUGGCUGAUGUCUGUAACGCGUCCAAGAAGAAGAUCGACUCACUGCUCAAAGAGUUGGUCACUUUGAAACAGGAGAAGCUCGGAUAUCUGGAGGAAAUCGCUGCUGUACAGAGUAGGGUAGCAGCCAGAAACCAAGAGAUCGAGCGUUUGCAACAUAUGUUAGAGUUUGGCCCAUAACACUCCAAUGCCGACAGCUGGGAAAUGUCUACUCAAUUGCUGUAAGGAACGCUGCUGUUGUAAUGCCAAUGCUAAUUCAGCUGCAAAUUAGGUCCUCAUAUUUGGAGGCACAACUGAGAGAACAGCUGACAGAAUGCCAAGAACUGCAGCAUGAGGCAAUGUGCAGAGCCGUGAAGCUUGCCGAGAGGGAAUGCUCAGCUUGAAGAACAGCUGAUUAAUCGCAGAAGUGCAGGAGGAACAAAUUGCAAAUGUGCCACGGAUGACCAGAAUACAGUACGCAAGCUACAGGAGAAGCUAGAUUGCAAAAUACUUGAAAUAGAGGAACUGGAAAGUAAGUUGAAAGAUUUGCAAAAGUCGAAAAAGGAUUUGGAAACUGAGAAAGGAGCGAGUGAAUCAGCAAGUGAUGAGCAGAAGAAACUUCAGGAAAGAGUACACGAGUUGAAUAUUAUUGAACGAGACCUGAUGAGCGAGAUAGAACGCCUAACGGAGAUAAACAGACGUCAACACGAUCGCAUCCAACAUUUGGAAAAUCGACUCUCGGAAACUGAGAAAAAGUUGGCUGAGAAUGAGGCAGAAAACAACGGUAAAAAAUAAGCAAAACUCCAGGUUGAAAUCUGGGGAAAACAUGCCUGAUACCUCACAGCAUGCUAGAAACAGUUUUAACUCCACUGGAAAGUCCUCUAAUAACUAUGUCAGUUCGUUUGAGAUUGAUCGUAGAAGUAACCCGCAUGAAACUAGCACGCUAAAUGUUUCUUCAAGUGAUAAGAGCCCAGUAAAGAAAAUUCCCAAGACUGGCGCAGCUGGUAAUUCAAAUUUGAGAAAACAAAAUGCUACCAGAAAAGAGACAAACAAUACUAAUGAGAAAGAUAGAACAUUUGUGAAAGAGAAGAAUAAAUUUACUUCGUCAACAGUGUAUCCCCCGAUACAUUCGUGUAUUGAAGAUACUGAGGUUGAUUUCAAUGAUACUUUGAGAGGGGUUAAAAGUCGUCCGGUUGAAAAAGAAGUGUGAAGAUGACGAAACAAAACCAAGCGCAGAGUUCAAAAGUCACAAAAGUAUCUGAAAAGUCCGCUAGAAAACAGACUCGUUAUCAGAAGUCACCCACUAGGCAGCCUACAGCUAAUCUGAAUGCAAUGCCAAUUCCAACUAAGAAAACAGCAGAGAGAGAUUCAGCAGUGGACACUCGGCCAGUGAAAACAUCAGCCAAAUCAGUGCAGGCAAGAGCUAAGUCCAAAGAUGAAACGGAUAGUAAUAGCAGUAGUGACUCUAAUAAAAACAUCAGUGAUCCAGCUUCCAAACCCGAUCGUUUCGCCUCUUCCAAGUCGAAAAAAUCGACAAUGGAGAGCGAAAGAAGGCUGAAAGAGAUAGAGAAAGAGAAGGCACAAGACGAAGAGAAGAUGAAAAGAGAGAGACAGUUAUUGGAUGAUGAGAGGAAGAGAUUGGAGGAAACCAUCAGGAAUCUGACAGAAAAACAAACUGAGCUCAUAAAUAAGUUGCAUGAAGCUUAUGAUGGGACUGUCAGGCUAAAUGAACAG